Paracoccidioides brasiliensis Pb18 is the source of this 3267-nucleotide messenger RNA. RefSeq names its product sulfite reductase subunit alpha. Gene Ontology annotation, molecular function: FMN binding; sulfite reductase (NADPH) activity; flavin adenine dinucleotide binding. Bases 1 to 3267 code for a protein of 1088 amino acids. The record is from RefSeq and is a predicted model, not a curated record. Gene Ontology annotation, cellular component: cytosol. The transcript has a single exon.
AUGCGGUCAAUUGAGACUCUCUCCGGGGGAUCUUUCCAGGUCGAGGCUACCAGGAGCAGUUCUCAGCUACAACAGCUACAACAGCAGCAGCAGCAGCAACAAUAUCCCUUGGGCAUACCCGUGCACUUCUCAGAUAUUGGCGGCCCAACAUACAUCACAGCUCAGACUCUGAUUCAGCAGGUUGCUUAUGCUCUGUCAGACAAGCUCUUCACCUACUCGCCAGAGACCUUCGAUCUAGACACUGCUGUCAAGCAAUGGGCUGCCCAGGGCCAGCAGAAUACCUAUGGCUACACCACUGCGGUUCAGCCCAUGCAAACUCGUCAGGGUGCUGGUGCCAUUGCUCUGGGCUAUAUCUUUUCCAAGGACUUCGAUCUCAAGAAGCGAUACAUCCCGCAGUCGAUUCUGGCCUCAUCUGCCACCUUGCAGUACCUCCGCCCGGCGUUGCAGCAGCUCUCUCUGCUCUACUCGGUCGCCAACCCAUUUGUCGCCCAUGUGGCUGCUGUGGACUAUGCGGGCGGUGCUGUCUCGGGACUCGUGGCAGAUUACACCACCUCCCUGGCUCUGGCCGAGGAAUUGGGCCUGGGCUUAGUCUCUAGCUUCUCUGCCCACGAGUCUCAGCAUAUGGCCCUCUUUUCAACACUGCUGGCUGAUAUCCUCCCAACAAUCCAUAUCUACGAUGGUAUCAGAGUCGGCGGAGAGAUCACUCGGGUCAUCGAUGUUCAGAAUCGGUCAGGUCUCAGUAAUAUAUAUAAGAAUGUGCUGAGGGAGGUGUCUGGUCCUGAUCAGAAACAUUUGGAUGGUGAGGGCAAACUGUUGCGUUUGUUGAAGGCGUUCAAUGCAGAAUUGGGCACUGAUUACAACUCCUUCGAAUACCACGGGCAUCCUGAAGCCACCUCUGUCUUGGUUUCCUUUGGCACCGUUGAGUCAUCUUUGACUUCUCAGAUUGCCACUUCUCUGGCCCAGAAUGGUGCCCGUGUUGGUGUCGUUAAUGUGCGAGUAUAUAGACCAUUCGUCGAAGAAGCCUUCCUGAGUGCUUUGCCCAAGACCUCCAGAGUCGUUGGCGUUCUUGGCCAGGUCCACAGUGAUUUGGCUGUCCAGGAAGAUGGAAUCCAUUCCGCACUCUAUGAGGAUGUCCUCACCUCCUUAACGUUCGGAAGCGGGUUUCUGGCUUCCGCCCGCCCGGAGUGUGUUGAGAUCAAAUACGCCCCUUCACAUAAUUGGUCGCUAGUUAACACAGCUGCUGCUUUCCAGCAAAUCGUGAAGGAGCCAUUGCUGCAGAGUUCCCCGAAUAGCUCGCAAACCCCCCUGCAACUCUUGGACCCCAUGACCGUCCAGGAAUAUACAUUUUGGGACACUGAUGACUCGUCAUCAAACGCCGCUGCUAUCGUGUUCGGCCAGGCCCUUGCGAAAGAUUCAUCCUACAAUGUUGCCACGAGCACAGUCCACGAUAACCUUGUACUGGGAGGAAUCACCCGAACCGAUAUUCGGAAGGGUCCUAAGACAAUUGAUGCACCAUAUCCCGUCAACUCAGCUGACGUUGUUUAUGUAGGUGACUUGAAUCUUCUCUCAGAGCUCGACGUGCCAGCCAGCAUCAAGGAUUCCGGGAAGAUCAUUGUUAAAGCUCCUGGAUUGAAGGAUGAGGAUCUGGAGAAGAGACUUCCUCAGCCGUUUAGACUGGCAAUAGCACAACAGGGAAUCUCAUUGUUCAUUCUCGAUCUACCUGUCUCCGAAGAAACUGGCUUCGAAACUACAGUCUUACAGGCAGCAUUUUUGCGAGUUGCUCUUCCAAACCUUUAUACCGUGGAAGCUAAGAAGUUAGUUUCGACCCUGGCAGGUGCGGAAUCGUUCUCCAAGGCAACGAAAGCCUUGCAGACGGAACUCCGAAAUGUCGAUGUUCCCGAAUCCUGGUCUUCCGUCGAGGAGGAUUCAGGAAACGUUCCAAAAUUUCCCACCGAUAUCCACACCACUAGCUUCAUUCCAUUUGACAAAUCAGAGAUUGAAGAACCUAUUGUCUUGCGAGAUUGGCAGAAUGCUGCGAAAGCUUUGGUCUUCAAAGAGGCCUAUGGAACCACAACUUCCCUCCGCCCUGACCUCGCGGCUAAGACCUUCACUAUCCAUGUCAGCGAGAAUCGCCGUCUGACCCCCAAAACCUAUGACAGGAACAUCUUCCAUAUCGAAUUCAAUCUGGGCGAUACCGGUCUAAAAUACGACCUUGGAGAAGCCCUGGGCAUUCACGCCCAAAACAAUCCCGCAGACGUGAACAAAUUCAUUAAAUUCUACGGCCUGGACCCAGCCUCCGUCGUUGAAGUCCCCUCGCGCGAAGACCCGGACAUCCUCGAAUGCCGCACCAUCUACCAGGCCCUUGUCCACAACAUCGACAUCUUCGGCCGCCCAUCAAAACGCUUCUACGAAUCCCUCGCCGCCUUUGCCUCCGACGAGAAAGAGCGCAAACACCUCCUAACCCUCGCCGCUGCAGAAGGCGUUGACGAAUUCAAACGCAGAGCAGAAAUCGACACAGUCACCUUCGCAGACCUCCUUGUCGAAUUCCCCUCCGCCCACCCUUCCUUCCCAGACCUCAUCCGCAUUGUCUCCCCGAUGAAGCGCCGUGAAUACUCCAUCGCCUCCUGCCAGCAGGUAACGCCAAACUCCGUCGCCUUAAUGAUCGUCGUCGUCAACUGGGUCGAUCCGUCUGGCCGCUGCCGCUAUGGCCAAGCUUCACACUACCUCAGCGCCCUCAAGCCCGGCAACCCCGUGACCGUCAGUGUCAAAGCAAGUGUCAUGAAACUGCCCCCUCAAUCAACCCAACCCAUCAUCAUGGCUGGCCUAGGAACCGGGCUAGCCCCCUUCCGCGCCUUCGUUCAGCACCGUGCCAUGGAAAAGGCACAAGGGAAGCAAAUCGGCUCUGUACUUCUAUACAUGGGCUCCCGACAUCAGCGCGAAGAAUACUGCUACGGCGAGGAGUGGGAGGCCUACCAGGCAGCGGGGGUGAUUACGUUGCUGGGCCGCGCUUUCAGCCGCGAUCAGCCGCAGAAGAUUUACAUUCAGGACCGCAUGCGGGAGACGCUACCGGAGAUUUCGCGCGCGUAUAUUCGCGAGCAGGGCGUUUUUUACCUGUGCGGGCCUACGUGGCCGGUGCCGGAUGUUACGGAGGUGCUUGAGGAGGCGAUUGUAGCGGAGGCGAGAAGGGUGGGUGGCAAGAAGGUGGAUGCGAGGAGGGAAAUUGAGCGGUUGAAGGAUGAGAUGAGGUAUGUUUUGGAGGUUUAUUAA